Messenger RNA from Plasmodium gaboni, 2895 nucleotides. RefSeq lists its product as hypothetical. Lineage: Eukaryota; Apicomplexa; Aconoidasida; Haemosporida; Plasmodiidae. The coding region runs from base 1 to 2895 and encodes 964 amino acids. The transcript is spliced from 2 exons. The record is from RefSeq and is a predicted model, not a curated record.
AUGUUUAAUUUUUUCAAUAACUUGGAGAUAGCAAAAAAUAAAAUUAUCAAUCACCUUCAUAAAGAACUAUUUGAAGAAAAAAAUAAAGAUGAAUCGUAUUUUAUUCAAGAAGAAAGAAAUAUGAAUUGUUGUAAGCAAACGUCAGUAGAUUUAUGUGUAUCAAGAGAAAAAAGUCCCUCAAAAGAAAAUCAUAUAAAUGAAGAGGAUAUAAUAUAUGACCAUAAUAAUAAUAAUAAUAAUAAUAAUAAUAAUAUAAUAGAUAGUAUAAAAAGAGAAGCACUUAUUCAAAGCGAUCCACUUGAAGAAGAAAAGAAAGACAUAAUAACUAACAUUUUAAUAAAAAAGAAUAAAAUAGAAAAAAAUAAACAAAAUGAUAUGAUACCUUUAAAUAAUGAUCAAAAUGUAUUUAUGCAUUUUGAAUGUAAUCAGAACGAUGCUUCAAAUGAAGAGAUAUAUUAUGAUAACAUGAAAAUAAGGACCCAGGAAAAAAUAUGUAAUAAUACUUUUGAAGAUUAUAAAAAUGAAGAGAAUGAUAAAUGUGUAUGUAAUAAUAAUAUAUAUUAUGAUAAUAAAAAAUAUGACAAUUUUCAUUUUAAUACUUCAAACUGUUAUACAAAUAAAAAUGAAUUUGCCUUAUUGGAAAAAAAACAAAAUUACGUUGAUUCUUUAUUAAUAUCAAAAAAUAAAAAAAAUUAUAUUAAAAAAAAAGAAAAUUUAAACGAUAACAUAUUAUCAUACUGUGUUAUAAAUAAAGAUGGAGAAAAUGAAAUGAACGGUUCGCUUUCUGAACCCAUCAUAGGUGUAAUAAAUAAUGAAGAAGAAAAAAAAGAGAAAAGUUCCCCCCAAUAUUAUAAUCAAAAUGAAAUAAAAAAAAUUAAUCAAAAAGAUGUAUCAGUAGAAACUGAAUUUUAUAUGAAUGAUUCUCUUUUAGAUAGUCUUGAAAAAGUAUUAAUAAAAAAUGUAAGUUUAAAUUUUGGAAAGGAAAAAUAUAUCAAUUUAUUUGAAGAUAUAGUGACCUCAACAAGAGAUGUAAGAAGAGGGGGUAAUGAGAAAAAAGAAAUGAACAUAAAGGAAAAGCACCUCUACAAUAAUAAAUAUAAUAAUAAUGAUCGUUGUUCAGAUGUUUGUGGGAAGGACAAAAAAAAAAAAAAUGAUGAAAUUAAAAAAAAAAAUGAUGAAAUAAAAAAAAAUGAUGAAAUAAAAAAAAAUGAUGAAAUAAAAAAAAAUGAUGAAAUAAAAAAAAAUGACGAAAUAAAAAAAAAUGACGAAAUAAACAGUGAUGUAGACAAAGUUGAAAAUCACAAUAAAAAUGAACAUAUAGAUAUGUUAGCAAAAUUACUUAUGAGUGAUAUGAAAAGCCUUUUUACAGAUACCAUUUACUGCUAUUCAGAUAUGAAUAAAAUAAAUAAUUUUAAUAAUAUGAUAGAUAAAUAUAUAGAAGAAAUAAAAACAUUAAAGAAAAAAGAAAAAAUGUUAAACGAUAUAAACGAAAGACAAACAUAUCAAUUACUACAACUAGCUGGACAAAUAUCACAUAUAAAAACUGAGCAAGAUAUUUCUCAUGAUAUAUUGAAUGAUGAUAUUAGAUUAAGUGAAAAAUAUGAAUAUAUGGAAAAAGAAAUUAAUAAAUUAGAAAAAGAAAAUCAAAAUCUACAAAAUCUUUUAAAAGACAAAAUGACAUAUAUGAAACAAAAUUUCCAAUUAAAAUGUUAUAUUCAAAAUAUGCAAGAAGAUAUAAAAAAUAAAAACUUCUUAUACACAAAAAUUAAUGAACAAAAACAUCAACUUGAAAACAAAUUAAUAAAAUAUUAUGAAUAUAUACAAAUUAUAAAGGAAGAUCUAUAUGGAUAUAAAAAAUUACUUUAUGAUAUAAAAAUAAAUGAAAACAACGUAGUCAAUAGAUUUAAAAUGUUUUUAAGAAAUCAUAAAAAUUGUUAUCAUGUGAAAUAUUAUAAACGUGGGAAGGGAAAUGACGCAUGGCAUAUGCAAGCAAAAAGAAAAAAAAAAAAAAAAAAAAAAAAAAAUAUGCAGAAUUGGAAAUUUAGUCAUUUAAAGGGGGAAAAUAUAAAAAGUGGAAAAUUAUUAAAAGAGAUAGAUAAUGAUAUGACACAUGAAAAUAAUGAUGAUAAUAUGCUACAUGAUAAUAAUAAUGAUGAUAAUAUGCUACAUGAUAAUAAUAAUAAUGAUGAUAAUAUGCUACAUAAUAAUAAUAAUGAUCAUACUAUUAAUGUGAUCCAUGAGAAAGCAUCAUCAAACCAUCUUGCAUUAUCAUGUAAGACCCAAAAAAAUACGACCAUUAAAAACAUAUCAAAUUAUAAUCUUACUAAUAAUUGUUUACAAGAAGAACUAAUAAACAAAAUUAAUUAUUAUAAGUAUCAAUUAGAUGAAUAUAAAUCUAUAUAUUUGAAAAAUAAAAAUAAUGCUCAUAGUCAAUUGAGGGAAACAAAAAAAUUACUUUCAUAUGAAAUUAAAAAAAAUAAAAUGAUUGAGAAAAAAUAUGAGCAUCUUUCAAAUAAAUUUCAAGACAUAUAUACUACAUUUAAUGACGAAAAACAGAAAAUUAUUAAUAAUAAUAAUAAAAAUGAUGAUAAUAAAAAUCCUUGUGAAAAGGAUGCUAUGCCAACACAAGAACUUUUGAAUGAAAUAAAUCUUCUAACGGAAGAAAUCAAAAAAUUUAAAGAAGACCAGAUAUUGUUACAACAAGAUGUAAAUAAUAAGAGUAAAAUUAUAUCUCAUUUAAUAAAAAAACACGCUCUCAGCGAGGAGCAUUUUAGGUUAGACAAAAGUUUCAACGUUUUUAACAACAAAUUGACUUAUGAUGAAAUGAAAAAAGUUAUGGAAGAGUUUUUUUUUUUUUUUUUUUGUACAAAUCUACAAUUUUGUGGUAUCAAUUAA